Messenger RNA from Stegastes partitus (bicolor damselfish), 1724 nucleotides. It is a transcript of the gene s1pr4, whose product is annotated as sphingosine-1-phosphate receptor 4. Gene Ontology annotation, biological process: G protein-coupled receptor signaling pathway. Gene Ontology annotation, cellular component: membrane. Lineage: Eukaryota; Metazoa; Chordata; Actinopteri; Pomacentridae. Gene Ontology annotation, molecular function: sphingosine-1-phosphate receptor activity. The coding region runs from base 82 to 1305 and encodes 407 amino acids. The transcript has a single exon. The record is from RefSeq and is a predicted model, not a curated record.
AACCUAAACCUGAGUCCCAGCUGAACCUGAGCCUGAGUAUCAACAGAACCUGAGUACCACCAGAACCUAUCCACCUUCAUCAUGAGCAUCUUCUCCGCCCUCACCUCCACCUCUUCCUGCCCCCACCUGUACCACGGUUACCCCAGCAACGCCUCGAACGGCUCCACCGGGAUCAGCCACGUGAUCCUGCGCCACUACAACCACACGGGCCGCCUGCAGAACCGGACCAUCUCCAACCAGCAGAGCCACAUCGGCGCCACCGCGGCCGUGCUCCUGUUCUUCAGCGUGCUCAUCAUCCUGGAGAACCUCCUGGUGCUGGUCGCCGUCGUGUCCCGCAUCCGCCGCAGCCGCCGCUGGGUCUACGUGUGCAUCGCCAACAUCACGCUGAGCGACCUGCUCACCGGCGCCGCCUACCUGGUCAACAUCUGCAUGUCGGGCAGCCAGACGUUCCGGCUCAGCCCGGCCCUGUGGCUCUUCAGGGAGGGGCUGCUGUUUGUGGCGCUGGCGGCCUCCAUCUUCAGCCUGCUGCUGAUCGCCGUGGAGCGCUACACCACCAUGAUGACGCCGGGGCCUCAGAAGUCCACCAGAACCACCUACUACCGGAUCUACGGCCUGGUGGUGCUCUGCUGGCUGCUGGCGCUGGUGAUCGGCUUCCUCCCCCUGCUGGGCUGGAACUGCGUGUGCAGCCUGGACGGAUGCUCCACCCUCCUGCCCCUCUACUCCAAGACCUACAUCUUCUUCUCGCUCAUCAUCUUCUUCCUCAUCCUGCUGGCCAUCGGCGUGCUCUACGGCGCCAUCUACUGCCACGUGCACCGCAGCGCCCGGCUGGGCCCUCAGCGCAGCCGCAAGCGCUCGCUGGCCCUGCUGAAGACGGUCAUCACCAUCGUGGGCGUCUUCCUGCUGUGCUGGGGGCCGCUCUUCAUGCUGCUGCUGGUGGACUACUUCUGCGCCUCCCGCCAGUGCGCUCUGCUGUUCAGCGCCGACUUCUGCAUCUCCCUGGCCGUCCUCAACUCCGGCCUGAACCCCGUCAUCUACGCCCUGGGCAGCAGCGACAUGAGGAAGGCCAUGGCCGAGCUGCUGUGCUGCUGCUGCCUGCGGGUCGGCCUGUGCCACCCGGACACCUUCACCUCCAAGGACACCAGCAGCACCUCGGAGACCCGCAGGGACAGUCUGAGGAACAGCUUCAACAAGAUCCGGAACCUGAGCGUGGCCUCGCCGCCCUCCAGCCCCACCAAGCCUCGCAGGACGCCCAGGAAGAGCCGGCUCAGCACCACCACCAGCUGCCUGUCGGUUUCUAGCGGUUAGACCACAAGCAGCUCCCCUCCCAGAGACAGGGCCGUGUGCACUGACACACAUCCAACCGUUUCCUCUGAGCUCUGGUGUGAACGUUCACGGCUCUGCAGAGACGCGUUUGCACUGAUGGUUAAACUGUAAGAACAGCUGAUGGAAAUAUGAAGUUCUCCUUUAGUCUGCACUGACGGCACUAGAAGAAGGAGAGACGUUCAUGGAGACGUCUGGGACUCUUGUUACUGUGAUGAAGCUGAGUUUGUGUUGAAUGCAUUAAUGUACACAAUAUCAGGGAAAAUAUAUCCGAGGUUCUCAAUGAAGAAGCACAAAGGGUCUGUUUGAUCCUGUGUACACUGUAAAAAAAAACAAGGGAAAGUGCAGAAAUAUUAUGAAAAAAAAGGAUAAAAAUCUAGAAAUAAGUGGUGCAAAAAUAAUAU